Doryrhamphus excisus (bluestripe pipefish) is the source of this 1491-nucleotide messenger RNA. It is a transcript of the gene dffb, whose product is annotated as DNA fragmentation factor, beta polypeptide (caspase-activated DNase). The record is from RefSeq and is a predicted model, not a curated record. Gene Ontology annotation, molecular function: DNA endonuclease activity. Gene Ontology annotation, cellular component: nucleus; cytoplasm. NCBI's taxonomy places the organism in Eukaryota, Metazoa, Chordata, Actinopteri, Syngnathiformes, Syngnathidae. Gene Ontology annotation, biological process: apoptotic process; apoptotic DNA fragmentation.
ACACGAGUCGCGGGUGGAGCAAGAACACAUCCGGGUAUUUCAACCAACAGCACCGCGACAACAUAAGCAAUGUUUGGGUUUUUGGAGAAAAGCAGACCUUUUAAAAUCAGGAGUAUUGACGACAACAAAAAGUACGGCGUUGCGGCCAAAGACGUCAACGAGUUGCUUAAAAAAGGUUGCAAGUUAUUAGAGUUGCCACUUUCAGGUGCGCAUGUUUGUUUGUAUGCAGACGGGACAAAAGUGACAGAAGAAUACUUUGCAACUUUGCCUGACAACACAGAACUUGUUCUCUGCACGGAGCAGACAUGGGGUGGAUCUGUGUGCGACAUUGCUCAUUUACUGAGAUCAGACCAACACUCCAUCGGCCUUAUUGAAGCGGCGAAGAGCCUCCUAGGUGAUGAGAAGUCUGCCAAGAGACGGAAAAUCCUCUGUGACCUUCUUCACAACCUUGAGGACAGAUCUGAGCUGGAGAGCAGAGACGAGGAUGAAGAAUGGUUUACAGGUGUCGAUGCUCGAUUCAAGACCAAGUCCACCUACAUGAUGUACAACUGUGAAAGCAGAAUAAGAAGUUACAUGAAAGACCUAGAUGAAGCCACAAGAGCCGUGCAGAAAGUUAAAGUUCGGGAAGCGUGCAUACAAGCCUCAAAGAGCCUCUCAGAGAUGCUCAAGUCGGAUAAAUACAACGGCUGCUACUUUGACCGCUCUCAAAAGGAUAAGGAUCGACUCUGUACAAGAGAAGGAUGGUUUACCUGCCAGGGCUCCUUUGAUCAGUCGAAGUGUGCGUCGCUGCAUUCCAUCAAUCCCUACGGAAGCAGAGAGAGCCGCAUUAUGUUCAGUACUUGGAAUCUGGACCACAGGAUUGAAAAGAAGAGAACCAUCAUUCCUGCCCUCGUAGAGGCACUCCAGAAUCACAAAAGCCAGGAUAUCAAUUUGACUUACUUCUACCGGCUGCUGUUCACCCGGGAUAACCUCAAGCUGGUCCACAUUGUCUGCCACAAGAAGGGAGCCCACAACCUGCUGUGUGACCCUAAGAAGGUUUUUAAAACAAACAGAAAGCGUCGAAGCAAGAAGAUACGUUUGAAAUGAUUGUUUACAACUUUUUUGUUAUUAUUUGAUGACUGACUUUUUUUUAUUUUUUACCUGAUUUUACUUCCCGAACUGCUGAACUUGAAAUAAAUCAUGAAAGACAUUUAUUUGCUCUUAGUCUUGGCACAGCGAUGGUUACACUGAAAUGGAAUGCUGAAUUCACGAGAAUAAGUCUCCUCUGAAAAUUGCAUAGUAUACAUAUGAAAACCAUUCAUCAUGAAUAAGGCAUGGAUUCAAACACAGCAUACAUGUAUAUAAAAGCUAUAUGGUCAGAUCAAUCUGCUCUAGAAAAAUUACAAGCAAUAUUUUAGUGCAAUGGCUAUACACCAAGUUAUGUUUUAUAUAUUAAAGAAAAAAAUGCAUGGAUAUAUUUGCAAACACCAUCUGAGUAGAAUGAGCUGCACU